AAUUCAUACCAAGGCAUGGUUUAUCGCUGGGAUAUUUCUCCUAAUGACUAUACCAAUAUCUCUCUGGGGAAUACUACAACACUUAGUUCAUUAUACUCAACCCGAAUUACAGAAACCAAUAAUAAGGAUUCUGUGGAUGGUGCCGAUUUACAGUUUAGACAGUUGGAUAGCUUUGAAAUACCCCAACAUUGCGAUAUACGUGGACACGUGUCGAGAAUGCUAUGAAGCUUAUGUCAUCUAUAAUUUUAUGGUUUUUCUUUCCAAUUAUCUAACUAACCGGUAUCCAAACCUCGUAUUAAUAAUAGAAGCGAAGGAUCAGCAGAGACAUCUGCCACCUCUAUGUUGUUGUCCAUCGUGGGCUAUGGGAGAAGUUUUGUUGUUUAGAUGUAAACUGGGUGUUUUGCAGUACACUGUAGUCAGACCAUUUACUACCAUCAUUGCUUUAAUUUGUGAACUAGUGGGGGUGUAUGAUGAAGGAAACUUCAGCUUCAACAAUGCUUGGACUUACUUGGUUAUACUUAACAACAUGUCACAGCUAUUUGCUAUGUAUUGUCUGGUGCUGUUUUAUAAAGUACUACGUGAAGAACUGAACCCUAUCCAACCUGUUGGCAAGUUCCUUUGUGUGAAGAUGGUCGUUUUUGUUUCUUUCUGGCAAGCUGUGCUCAUUGCGUUGUUGGUAAAAGUUGGCGUUAUUUCUGAGAAACACACCUGGGAAUGGCAAAGUGUGGAAGCUGUGGCUACAGGCUUGCAGGAUUUUAUCAUUUGUGUUGAGAUGUUCCUGGCUGCUAUUGCACAUCACUACAGUUUUUCCUAUAAACCUUAUGUUCAAGAAGCUGAGGAAGGGUCGUGCUUUGACUCUUUUCUUGCCAUGUGGGAUAUUUCUGAUAUAAGGGCAGACAUAUCGGAACAGGUUCGAAAUGUCGGAAGGACAGUGUUGGGCCAGCCACGGAAAAUCUUUUUCGCUGAGGAUCAUGAACAAAACGAGCAUACAAGUUUACUGUCUUCAUCUACUCAAGACCCAAUUUCUGAUGCUUCUUCAAUGCCAUCUUCACCCAUGGGUCAUUAUCAGGGGUUUGGACACACUGUGACGCCUCUCACAACACCGACAACAGCCCCUGCAGUUGAUGGUAUUUAUAACACUUCUGUUCAAGAUGCUGAGGAGUCACCCGAACUAGAGCACAACUUGUCAGAGAAAGCUUUGGAUAAAAGUUAGGCUCACCUUUUCUUGGAACGUGUCAAGGAGUCUGUUGUAUACUCGCCACACGUGUUCUGUUAACAAGUACUAUUAACGAUGAAAGUUGGAAGGUUUGGAAAAGCUACUGCGCAGACAGGAAGAGGAUAUAGCUGCAACUAACAUCUGAAUUCUGAAUCUGUAACAGAUGUCAGUGGCUGUGAGUACCCCGUGAAUAUAAAACACGCACACUGUGAAGGUUUCUGCAUAAAUCUUAAGAACCAACUCCUUAAACUGCUAAACACUCACACAUCAUGUCAAAAUCCCACUAACUUUUAUUAUUCCAAAAGAAACACUUGGAAAAAUACUCUGCUCUUCUAAAGAUGAAGUGUAAGUACUACUAGCAAUGGGAACUUAAUUUCAAGAAUGUAAUUUAAGGAGGACAUUAGCAAAAA
Tauraco erythrolophus (red-crested turaco) is the source of this 1626-nucleotide messenger RNA. Lineage: Eukaryota; Metazoa; Chordata; Aves; Musophagiformes; Musophagidae. The record is from RefSeq and is a predicted model, not a curated record.